Exophiala bonariae is the source of this 1422-nucleotide messenger RNA. RefSeq lists its product as uncharacterized. Bases 1 to 1422 code for a protein of 473 amino acids. The transcript is spliced from 3 exons. The record is from RefSeq and is a predicted model, not a curated record. NCBI's taxonomy places the organism in Eukaryota, Fungi, Ascomycota, Eurotiomycetes, Chaetothyriales, Herpotrichiellaceae.
AUGGCACAACCACAACCCAUGGUCGUGGCCGUGGCAGGCGGGACCGGUGGGGUCGGCAAGACGAUUGUGCAGCAACUGCAGUUGCAUCGCGAACGCUUCAAGGUCAUUGUGCUGACGAGAUCUGUAAGUGGCAUGAUGCUUGAUAUCUUGGGCACGGUGUGGUCUUCAAGCGGCUGCCUGUACCCUUCGCUCGAGUCGUUGGCCAACACUUCUGGAGGAGGAUCAGUGUUUUCUCGAUCUUCAUUGCCUGUCGAUGCGAUUCUAGCUACGUGGGCUCAGCAAGUCGAGUUGCUCAGAGAAGCAUUGGCAUUAGGGUACAGCCUUCCGUUAGUCAUUAGUACGGGCGCAAAGCAAGGAUCGCGUGCUUUCCAAUCCUCCUUCAACUCGGCUAUCUACAGCGUCUACUCAAGAUAUGGAUCGACUGACGACAUCCGACAGGAACAGAGCCCGCGUAUCAAUGAGCACGGGACUGAACAUAUACAAGCAGACUACUCGACAGCCAAGAUCGAUGGUCUCAGGGACUUGCUGGUGAGCCAUCGUGUCAACACAGUGAUCUCGACGAUUACCAUCAAUGAGAAGACGAGCGAGGCGCAGAUGAAUCUCAUUCGUGCGGCGAUCAAGGCAAACGAGAGUGAAGAUGGGGUUCUACAGUGGUUUAUCCCGAGCGAGUUUGGUUAUGUUAACGUCAAGGACCGGGUCGACAUCACCAGCCAACCUACUAGCCGCACUCAACGCGACCACGAGGAGGCUAAAGGAGCUGAGCUGACACUAACACACCUUCCCCAACUUUCCAGGAUCCUCUCCCUCGAUGCAUCUGUACAACACUGGAUAUCCGCGGCCUCACUCCUCGCAUCCAGUCCACUCCAAUACACCCGUGUCGCGAACGGCUUCUUCGUCGACUACCUAGGCAUGCCGUAUGUCGAGACAAAUAUGGAUCCCUUCACAUGGGUACUGGACAUCUACGGACGUCGGGCAGCCAUCCCCGGCGACGGCACACAGCAGAUCAGCCUGACGCACACGGUGGAUGUGGGGCGGUACUUGGUCAAACUACUGGACGUGGCGCAGAAUGGCGGAGAAUGGGAUGAAUGGAGCAUCGUCGUCGGCGAGGACAUCAGCUUCAUCGACAUCCUGAAGAUCGCGGAGCGCGUGAGAGGGGGAAUCAAGUUCCAGGUCACGCAUGAUACGAUUGAGAUGCUCGAGAGCGGAAGGGCGACCGUCUUGCCUCUGCCUGGGGAGAAGGAAGUUGAUCCGUCUCACAUGAAUGGUCAGGCUGAAAGUACCUGUGCGCUGUUCAGCAGGCUUUACCUUGCUGGUGUCUUGUGCAUGCCGAAGGAGAAUAGAUUGUCGGAUCGGUGGAGAGAGGAGAUUCCACUGCUGGGUGUUGAGGAGUUUCUAGUUGAUGCUUGGAAGGGGAGAUCGUGA